Molecule: messenger RNA, 537 nt
Organism: Camelina sativa (false flax)
Lineage: Eukaryota; Viridiplantae; Streptophyta; Magnoliopsida; Brassicales; Brassicaceae
Source: RefSeq, a predicted model, not a curated record
GUACUGGCGGUGGUGCUCAUAGUAAUACUGGCGGUGAAGCCGAAGAAGCCGCAGUUCGAUCUACAGCAAGUGGCAGUGGUGUACAUGGGAAUCUCUAACCCUAGCGCUGUUCUGGAUCCAACCACCGCCUCCCUCUCCCUGACCAUCCGCAUGCUCUUCACCGCCGGCAACCCCAACAAGGUCGGGAUCAGGUACGGGGAGUCCAGCUUCACGGUGAUGUACAAAGGCAUGCCACUGGGGAGGGCGACGGUGCCCGGAUUCUACCAGGACGCGCACAGUACGAGGAACGUGGAGGCCACCAUUUCCGUCGAUAGAGUCAAUCUUAUGCAAGCCCACGCCGCCGAUCUCGUCAGAGACGCUUCCUUGAACGACCGAGUGGAGCUCACAGUCCGCGGAGACGUUGGCGCUAAGAUCCGAGUCAUGAAUUUCGAUUCACCGGGAGUUCAGGUUCUCCUUCUUCUCCCUUCUUCCCUUUCGUCACAAUCGGGGAUCUGGCCUAGCUAAGCCUAGUGUGAACACUACUAAACUCUUCUUGAC